Messenger RNA from Pecten maximus, 2743 nucleotides. Its product is annotated as INO80 complex subunit C-like. The coding region runs from base 13 to 546 and encodes 177 amino acids. NCBI's taxonomy places the organism in Eukaryota, Metazoa, Mollusca, Bivalvia, Pectinida, Pectinidae. The record is from RefSeq and is a predicted model, not a curated record. The transcript has 5 exons. Gene Ontology annotation, biological process: chromatin remodeling. Gene Ontology annotation, cellular component: Ino80 complex.
UUUACAUUCAACAUGGCGUCAACACGAAACAGAAAACCAGCCAAGAGUAAAAACACUAGCCCCGCUACAACUCCAGCAAAGAAAAAACGCCCAGCUACGCCGUCAUCAGGUGUGACAAAUCCUGCUGAUAUGACAGAGGAGGUGAUUGUAUCAGGUGAGACUGCUGAAGAUAAUCCAUCUACAUAUUCAGGGGAAACAACUGACAAAAUUCCUGUUUUCAAGGAUCCAAAUUUUGUGCAUUCCAGUAAGGGAGCAGUAUCUAGUAAGAGAACGAGAGUUUGGAAAAAUUUGAAACAAAUUGUUGCUGCAGAAAAGUUGUUACCAUGGAAACCAGAUGAUGUUACAUAUGGAUCUAUUGAAGCACCUCCAUCUUUUAAACCAGCAAAGAAAUACUCUGACAUAUCUGGCCUUCCCGCAUUUUAUCGAGACCCUGAAACCAAACUUAGGUACAGCACAGCAGAAGAGUACUCUCGAUUGAAGCUUAUGCCAAGUGAUUUGGUAACUGGAUGUUUAGCAUUACGAAAAGCCAAUGCCCCUGUGCCAUGAUAUGAUGCAUUCAUUUGCAAGAAGAACUUAACAUUAUGCAUAUCCUACUACAUGGUAAAAAGGCCAGAGCCCGCUCCAAGGAAAGCUGAAUAAGAAAGUUAAGCCUUGUGAGGUAGAUAAAACAUGUCAUUGUAUGCGGAGUUAUAUGAUGUAUACAAGUCAGUGGGUGUGUUUGUUGAAUAUUCACUGAAUCAAAGUUCAGUUGAUUUACUGAGGUAUUGAUUACUCUUGAGUUUACGUCAUGAAAUGUGUAGAUAAUUUGCAUCAUAUGUCAUCUGAUGUAGUGGUACAGAUCUCUCAUGUGAUUUAGUGGCACAUAUUGUGCCACAAAUCUCAUUAUGUGAUGUACUGAAACGAAUCUCUUAUUGUGUGAUGAUGAAAUGGCACAAAUCUCAUUGUGUGAUGAUGAAGUGGCACCAAUCUCUCAUGGUCUGAUGAUGAAGUGGCACAAAUCUCUCAUUGUGUAAUGAUGAAGUGGCACAAUUCUCUCACUGUGUGAUGAUGAAGUGGCACAAAUCUAUCAUUGUGUGAUGAUGAAGUGGCACAAAUCUCUAAUUGUGUGAUGAUGAAGUGGCACAAAUCUAUCAUUGUGCGAUGAUGAAGUGGCACAAAUCUCUCAUUGUGUGAUGAUGAAGUGGCACAAAUCUCUCAUUGUGUGAUGAUGAAAUGGCACAAAUCUCUCAUUGUGUGAUGAUGAAGUGGCACAAAUCUCAUUGUGUGAUGAUGAAGUGGCACAAAUCUCAUUGUGUGAUGAUGAAGUGGCGCAAAUCUCAUUGUGUGAUGAUGAAGUGGCACAAAUCUCUCAUGGUGUGAUGAUGAAAUGGCACAAAUCUCAUUGUGUGAUGAUGAAGUGGUGCAAAUCUCAUUGUGUGAUGAUGAAAUGGCACAAAUCUCUCAUUGUGUGAUGAAGUGGCGCAAAUCUCAUUGUGUGAUGAUGAAGUGGCACAAAUCUCUCAUUGUGCGAUGAAAAAGUGGUGCAAAUCUCUCAUUGUGCGACGAUGAAGUGGUGCAAAUCUCUCAUUGUGCGAUGAUGAAGUGGUGCAAAUCUCUCAUUGUGCGAUGAUGAAGUGGCACAAAUCUCUCAUUGUGUGAUGAUGAAGUGGCACAAAUCUCUCAUUGUGUGAUGAUGAAGUUGCACAAAUCUCUAAUUGUGUGAUGAUGAAGUGGCACAAAUCUCUCAUUGUGUGAUGAUGAAGGUGCACAAAUCUCUCAUUGUGCGAUGAUGAAGUGGCACAAAUCUCUCAUUGUGUGAUGAUGAAGUGGCACGAAUCUCUCAUUGUGUGAUGAUGAAGUGGCACAAAUCUCUCAUUGUGUGAUGAUGUAGUGGCACAAAUCUCUCAUUGUGUGAUGAUGAAGUGGCACAAAUCUCACUGUGUGAUGAUGAAGUGGCACAAAUCUCUCAUUGUGUGAUGAUGAAGUGGCACAAAUCUCUCAUUGUGUGAUGAUGAAGUGGCACAAAUCUCUCAUUGUGUGAUGAUGAAAUGGCACAAAUCUCUCAUUGUGUGAUGAUGUACUGGCACAAAUCUCUCAUUGUGCGAUGAUGUACUGGCACAAAUCUUUCAUUGUGUGAUGAUGAAGUGGCACAAAUCUAUCAUUGUGUGAUGAAAUGGCACAAAUCUCUCAUGGUGUGAUGAAGUGGCACAAACCUCUCAUUGUGUGAUGAUGUACUGGCACAAAUCUCUCAUUGUGUGAUGAUUAAGUGGCACAAAUCUCUCAUUGUGUGAUAAUGUAGUGGCACAAAUCUCUCAUUGUGUGAUGAUUAAGUGGCACAAAUCUCUCAUGGUGUGAUGAAGUGGCACAAACCUCUCAUUGUGUGAUGAUGUACUGGCACAAAUCUCUCAUUGUGUGAUGAUUAAGUGGCACAAAUCUCUCAUUGUGUGAUAAUGUAGUGGCACAAAUCUCUCAUUGUGUGAUGAUUAAGUGGCACAAAUCUCUCAUUGUGUGAUGAUUAAGUGGCACAAAUCUCUCAUUGUGUGAUGAUGUAGUGGCACAAAUCUCUCAUUGUGUGAUGUAGUGCCACAAAACACUCAUUAUGUGGCAUUGUUUAACAAAUCUCUCAUUAUGUAAUCAGUGAAUAUCUGUUAUACAGUGUAAUAAUUCCAUCAGAGUUUUUGUAAACAUGUUACAUGUAUAUCAGUCAACUAUGUGACGUCUCAAGCUCAAUAAAAUACACAAUGAUGUGACAAAUAAAAACAUU